Indicator indicator is the source of this 1320-nucleotide messenger RNA. RefSeq names its product serine/threonine-protein kinase TAO2-like. The record is from RefSeq and is a predicted model, not a curated record. Gene Ontology annotation, molecular function: ATP binding; protein kinase activity. Gene Ontology annotation, biological process: protein phosphorylation. NCBI's taxonomy places the organism in Eukaryota, Metazoa, Chordata, Aves, Piciformes, Indicatoridae. Bases 280 to 1320 code for a protein of 346 amino acids. The transcript is spliced from 12 exons.
UCCUGAGCUGCCAGAAGCGGGAAGGGGGGGGGGGAAGCGGCGGCAAAAUUCCCAGGGGGGGUCUUGGGGGGGUCCUAACCCCCCCUGCCCCCCCACCCCCCAAGGUUUGGGGGGUUCUCGAUCCCAGGACCCUCCUCGGUGAAGUUUUGGGUUGAAAUCGGCGGAUUUUAGGACUUCUGCGAGUUGGGGGGGGGGAGGCCGGAGUUUAUUUUCCCCCCCCCCCCAGCCGUGUCCAGGGAGGCCUCCGGGAGCGGAGCUGGAGCCGGGAGGGGGGGCGCCAUGCCCUGGCGGCUGCGGGACCCUGCAGUGGCUCAGCUCUUCCACAAGGGGGACCCCCAGGAGCUGUUCGGGGACCUGCGCGAGAUUGGCCACGGCAGCUUCGGGGCUGUCUACAGCGCCCGGGACCUGCACACCAAUGAGGUUGUGGCCAUCAAGAAGAUGUCCUACAGUGGCAAACACUCCAAUGAGAAGUGGAAGGAGAUCAUCAAGGAGGUGAAGCUGCUGCAGAGGCUGCAGCACCCUAACACCAUCCAGGGCAGAGGCUGCUACCUGCGGGACCACGCGGCCUGGCUGGCCAUGGAGUACUGCCUGGGCUCAGCCUCUGACCUGCUGCAGGUGCUGAAGAGGCCUCUGGAGGAGGUGGAGAUCGCAGCCGUCGUCCACGGGGCCCUGCGGGGCUUGGCCUACCUGCACGGCCUCAGCAUCAUCCACAGGGACGUCAAAGCUGCCAACAUCCUGCUGAGUGCCCAGGGCCAGGCCAAGCUCGGGGACUUCGGCUCUGCCUCUGCCUCCUGUCCUGCCAGGUCCCUGGUGGGGACUCCCUACUGGAUGGCCCCAGAGGUGAUCCUGGCCAUGGAGGAAGGGAACUACGACGGCAGAGCUGACGUCUGGUCCCUGGGCAUCACCUGCAUAGAGCUGGCGGAGCGGAGGCCUCCCCUGUUCCAGCUGAACGCCAUGAGUGCCUUGUACCACAUCGCCCAGGGCCAGCCCCCAGCCCUGCAGCCUGCCCACUGGUCUGCUCCCUUCCUGCUCUUCGUGUCCUGCUGCCUGCAGAAGCAGCCCUGGGCCCGGCCCAGCUCCGAGAGCCUCCUCCAGCACCACUUCCUGCAGCGCCAGCGCCCCCCAGAGGUCCUCCUGGAGCUGCUGCAGAGGACCAAGGAGGCCCUGAGGGGCCUGGGGCAGCUCCAGCGCCGCCGACCCCAGGAGCUCCAACUCCAGCAGAGCCCUGGAGAGGAGGAGGAGGAGGAGGAGGAGGAGGAGGAGGACGAAGAGGAGGAGGUCCUGGUUGACUUUCUUGGACUUCCUAAAGCUUUUGGUUGA